AUGGCCCUGGCACUGCCGCUGCUCCUCGCCCUGCUCGGGACCACCCCAGGUGCCCCUGGCCGGGUGCUGACAGUGUUCACAGGUCUGGGGGCGCCGGGGGGGGGCUGUGGGGUGCCCCCCUCUGCCUGGUGCCAGGACUGGGUGACGGCGCUGCGCUGCGGGGCCCUGGGGCGCUGCCCCCACCUCACCCAGCGACCCUCCGGAGUGGACGCCUGUGCCGUGUGCCAGUACUUCAUGGACUGCCUACGCAAAAUCUCCAACGAAACGGCCUUGGAGGAGCCCCGCCAGGUCUGUGUCAACCUGCAGCUGUGUCCUGCAGAGCCCGGCGCCGCGCUGGCCCUGCCCGUCCUGGAGCUGCCCGGCGGCCACCGGCAGGGCCCGGGGCUGUCCCCGCAGGCGCUGCCGCUGCCGCUGCCGCUGUGCUGGCUGUGCCGCUCGCUGGUGGCGCGGGCCGAGGCCGCGGUGCCGGUGGGCUCGGUGGCGGCGGCGGUGGCCGGGCUGUGCCGGGCGCUGCCGCUGCCGGUGGCCGGGGCGUGCCAGUGCCUGGCCGAGCGCUACGCGGCGCUGGCGCUCGAGGGGCUGCUGGGCCGCCUGGGGCCGCGCCUGCUCUGCCGCCUCUUCCUGGCCUGCCGCAGCGGCGACAGCGGCGACAGCGGCGACAGCCAGCUCGCGGGGACGCUGCCACCGCCCUGGCUGCUGGAGACCAUCGUGGUGCGCCUGGCAGACUGCGUCAGGGAGGAGGACCCCAAAGGUGCCGCUGUCCCUGCGCUGUCCCUGUCCCUGGGCCCCUGUGCCCUGGGCCCCAUCUUCUGGUGCUCGGGCCCGGAGGCGGCGCGGCGCUGCCAGGUGAGUGGGGACACAGGGGACACGGGGGACACGGGGGGCUGGCACCCCCUGCGCCCCCCGCUGACCCCUGGGCCCCCUGCAGGCCCUGCAGCACUGCCGGGAGCACGUCUGGCUGUAGGGGGGCACCAGGACCCCCCAGCUUUCCCCAAUAAAGCUUGGAUGCAGCUCUGCCUCAGCCUUUGGGGGUGUCGGGGCUCACGGGGGGCUGGGAGGGAAGCAGCAGAAACCACAAACCCCCAAAACCCACAGAAGAAAAGAGGUGAAAAUGAGUUACAAAAAUAG
Messenger RNA from Passer domesticus (house sparrow), 1128 nucleotides. It is a transcript of the gene SFTPB, whose product is annotated as surfactant protein B. The coding region runs from base 1 to 1128 and encodes 375 amino acids. Gene Ontology annotation, cellular component: multivesicular body; alveolar lamellar body. The record is from RefSeq and is a predicted model, not a curated record. The transcript has 6 exons. NCBI's taxonomy places the organism in Eukaryota, Metazoa, Chordata, Aves, Passeriformes, Passeridae.